This is a messenger RNA of Phacochoerus africanus (Common warthog), 1994 nucleotides long. It is a transcript of the gene TSPAN2, whose product is annotated as tetraspanin 2. The record is from RefSeq and is a predicted model, not a curated record. Gene Ontology annotation, cellular component: membrane. Lineage: Eukaryota; Metazoa; Chordata; Mammalia; Artiodactyla; Suidae. The transcript has 8 exons. The coding region runs from base 85 to 750 and encodes 221 amino acids.
CACCCCCUCCCCGCCGGCUCCCGCCGCUCCCGGCGCUCGGAGCCGGGGCCUGGGAACUCGAGAUCCCGCCGCCCGGGCCGCAGCAUGGGGCGCUUCCGAGGGGGCCUGCGGUGCAUCAAGUACCUGCUGCUCGGCUUCAACCUGCUCUUCUGGCUGGCAGGGUCGGCUGUCAUUGCUUUUGGACUGUGGUUUCGGUUUGGAGGCACCAUGAAGGAUUUUUCUUCGGAGGACAAGUCCCCAGAGUACUUCUACAUGGGGCUCUACGUGCUGGUUGGAGCAGGGGUCCUGAUGAUGGCUGUGGGCUUCUUCGGGUGCUGCGGAGCCACACGGGAGUCACAGUGUGUUCUCGGAUCUUUUUUCACCUGCCUACUAGUGAUAUUUGCUGCUGAAGUAACCACUGGAGUAUUUGCUUUUAUAGGCAAGGGUGUAGCUAUACGACAUGUUCAGACCAUGUAUGAAGAGGCUUAUAAUGAUUACAUUAGAGACAGGGAGAAGGGAAAUGGGACUCUCAUUACCUUCCACUCAGCGUUUCAGUGCUGUGGAAAAGAAAGCUCUGAACAGGUCCAACCCACCUGCCCAAAGGAACUCCUAGGACACAAGAACUGCAUUGAUGAAAUUGAGACCAUAAUCAGUGUUAAGCUCCAGCUCGUCGGAAUUGUCGGUAUUGGAAUUGCAGGUCUCACGAUCUUUGGCAUGAUAUUCAGCAUGGUCCUCUGCUGUGCAAUAAGAAAUUCACAAGAUGUGAUAUGAAGCUACUUCUACGUGAAAAUUGCAAUUUAGAGCAUACAAAUGUCACAGGAGCUGUCUCCUGACUCAUUUUUAAUAAUCAAAGGACAUUAGGAUCUAAAAUAAUUUGCUGUCAAUUGUACAUUUGCACAUGUAUGUAUGUUUGGCUAAUUACUGGCAUAGCCCUUGAGUGAACGCCUGUGUAUGUUAACUGAGAGCAUAUUAAUGUGUGAGCUGUGUGUUUCUGGUAUAUGCAUUAUAAAUAAUGAACUCUAUUUGCUGGGAAUUCCUGAUUCUUAUUAUGUGAGAGGAACAACUUAUUUAACUCUCAGAAAAAGAUCAAAAACCUUUGAUAAACUUUUAAAACUUGGCUAUUUAGAAAAAAAUGAUAGUGCAUCAGUUUCUCAGAUUCUGGCCAUAGGAAGUUAGAUACAGAGAAUACAGGGAUUUCUAGUUAACAGAAGCAACAAGCUACAAAAAUCGAAAGAUCAUGGUGCAGUGUUAAAAGUGACUGUGUUUGGAUUAGGUGCAAGGGUUUCCUGGGAUUUUUUAUAUACAUACUCUCCCAAGAAUUUAGACCUACGCACAUCUACAAAACUAAAUAUAGCAUGGAAAAUCUAAUUUGAAUAAGUCAUACUUUCCUAGUAUUUAAAAACAAAAACCUCGCUCUGGAAAGAGUGUCACACAGACAAUCAUGUGCCCUAUAAAACUGAGUGUUUUUAGGACUAAAAAACAAAAAGAACUUUUAACAACUUUUUAAGGAAAUAUUUUUGUUCUUUAUAUAAAGACUUUUAAAUAUUGCUUUAUUACUUUCCUUUUCUGACUCUGCUCUUCUGAACUACUGCAACAAUCAUAUCCACAAAAGGGCUUUUAUCUCAAACUUUUCUGGUGUUUUUCCAGAUGUAAGCAUAGAAAGACUAAAGCAAGAGAUCUGGCAGUUGCAAAUUGUGGGAAAGAGAAUUUUUACUGGCACUGUAUAUUUGAAAUACCUCAUAAUUUGAGUUUACAUAUUUUACUAAUUUUUGUAUUUUUCUUAUUUAUUCUCCUAGAGAAGUCUUCUUUAUAGAUUAAGAACUACAAUUUUCACCAUUUAAAAUAUACUAUAUCAUAAGCAUUCUUGGCCAAACCAAAAUAAAGAAAAACAUCCUCUUCCAGGAGAUUUUGUGCAUACAACAGAAUCAAGCAAGGAAACAAAAAUACUUAGACACAACGGAAAUAUGUUUUUUCUGUGCAAGUUCCCUAUAAAAAUAAAAUGUUCAUGUUCUUUA